Hyposmocoma kahamanoa is the source of this 2124-nucleotide messenger RNA. RefSeq names its product phenoloxidase-activating factor 2-like. Bases 113 to 1393 code for a protein of 426 amino acids. Lineage: Eukaryota; Metazoa; Arthropoda; Insecta; Lepidoptera; Cosmopterigidae. The transcript is spliced from 9 exons. Gene Ontology annotation, molecular function: serine-type endopeptidase activity. The record is from RefSeq and is a predicted model, not a curated record. Gene Ontology annotation, biological process: proteolysis.
CGGGCGCGUCCUUUGUCUAACACAAGGAAAAUAUUGCUAAAAUAUCUUUUAGAAAACGACCCAGUGACACAAAAAAGUAUUUUUCUUUGGAAGGACAAGAAAUACAUCAAAGAUGUACAUAUUGUUACUUCUACCACUAUUCGUGGUAGCAACAGCCCAAGACCAUGAAAACCAAGGAGACCUGGAUUCUUUAAUUCAUUAUUAUAACCAAUACACUACGCCGCCACAGCCCGGCGAUGACAGCGAUACGACUACUGAAAAUAACCUUGGAGUUGAGAAGCGUGAUGUUAAACAAGAAGCAACAUUUGUAUAUAUGCCCAAAAAUGACUCCUGCAGGACUGUUAAUAAUGAACAAGGCAAAUGCGUGUUUUACAACCUUUGUAACGGAAUCGACGUUGUCUCAAAAGAUGAAGCUGGUAUGAUCGAGCUCAGUAUCCGCAGAACUUUAUGCUCUUCGUAUCUUAAGGUCUGCUGCCCGCUGUCCGAUCUACGAUCUCCUGAGAAUCUCAUCAUACCCCGUGCAAUCACGGACUCCAAGAAAAACGAGAGUGGACAGAUGCCUAAUUCUGAGGCUCGUCGCCCUGGCUGUGGCUGGCGCAACCCUGAUGGGGUUGGAAUGAAGACCAUCGGUGGUACCAAUGGUGAAGCUAACUACGGAGAGUUCCCUUGGGUGGUUACCGUUUAUAGCCAAGGUGGCCCAGAGGCCAUCCUCUACAAAGGAGUAGGCUCGCUCAUCCACUCAAGCGUAGUUUUAACAGCAGCGCACAUACUACCAAACGAAGAACUACCGCGUUUGCUCGUGCGCGCUGGUAACUGGGACUUGUACACCGAUAAGGAGAUAUAUCCGCAUCAGGACAGAGAUGUGGAAUCGAGAGUCAUUCACAAGGAUUUUAAUAAGGGCAGUUUGUUCUAUGACAUCGCCUUGCUGUUUCUGUCGAAACCCAUGGAUCUAGCACCGAAUGUUGGGAUUGCAUGUCUGCCUCUACCGCGCGAACGCGUUGCGGGGGGCACACAAUGCUUCUCGUCGUGGUGGCCCAGGGAACCUGUUAUGGGUGCCUCAAUUCUGAUGAAGGCGGAAGUGCGGGUCGUCGAUCGCAACAGCUGUCGAAACGACCUUCGAAAGACGCGACUGGGAGAAAUAUUCGAGUUGCACACUUCUUUCAUGUGCACAAGGAAUGAUAACGAUAGUUGUUUGGGUGUUGUUGGGGGCGCGCCGCUGGUCUGUCCCAUUGAGUUUGAAGAUGGCCGCUACAUGCAAAGCGGGAUCGUAGCUUGGGAUGUUGGCUGUGAGGGGAACAUGGUAUAUGUAGACGUAUCCAACUUACGGGACUGGAUCGAUGACAAGGUCAAGGGGAGAGGGUACAGCACCCGAGAAUACUCAUUUAAUAUUUAAAUAGAUUUAACUAGAGAUGGCAAUAACGACUACUUGUGAAAUAAUGAAUGUUAGUUCGAUCCAUAAAACGGAUUAUUAUUUGGAGACAAAAUACCUGCACUUGUACACUUUUUUAUUGUCAGUUAAGAAUAUUAUCACUGUAACGACUUAUUUUAUCUCAUUUAGAUGUCCUUAGUUUUGACCCAAUCUAAAAUAUUGUCGUAUUUGUUAUCUGCACAGCAGUCUCUCUCUAGAAACCAAAAUAUUGCCGAAGAACAAAACGAUAACGCCCGCUAUUACCACCCGACCCUGUUGCCUUGGCACUCGCAAUUAGACGAAACCUCUGUUUGUCUUUAGCUUUGUUUUAGUAGCUAUGUUAUUUUUCAAAUACUGUUAUUACAUAUCCUGUUAUUCUGUUCUUAUGUCGUUUUGCAUAUAACAUGAUUAGUGAUAGUGAGUGAAUAUUGUGUAACCUGUUAUGGUUGAAACAACAUUUUUACUAGCACUAAAAGGUUAGUUAGAAGAAAUACCCUUUCGGGAUAAGCUCGCCUUAACACUAACGUUUUAAAUUACUUGUAGUUUGUUUUGUUGUAUAAUAUGUGUUACGUACAUACUGAUACUAAUGUACAAGAAUAGAGAAGGCUAUUUGACAGUUCUUCAGAAAACAAAUCGAUGCCUUACUUUCUCAAAUUCGUAUUUUAUAAAGAGUGAUUAUUCAGGAGACGGUAAAACUUUCUAUUUAUUUUAAAUUU